Oryzias melastigma (Indian medaka) is the source of this 4591-nucleotide messenger RNA. RefSeq names its product zinc finger BED domain-containing protein 1. The coding region runs from base 1877 to 3586 and encodes 569 amino acids. Lineage: Eukaryota; Metazoa; Chordata; Actinopteri; Beloniformes; Adrianichthyidae. The record is from RefSeq and is a predicted model, not a curated record. Gene Ontology annotation, molecular function: DNA binding; protein dimerization activity. The transcript has 6 exons.
UUAUACCAUGGUCAUUUACAAAAUAAAAAAACAUUCAAUCAAUAUUUAGUACUUUAUUCUUGUUUUUUCUUUUGGUUUCAUUUUUUCACACAAAGCAGACUAUUAGAUCCGUGAUGCGGCUUGUUGUCACGGUGACAAGGAACACGGCAUGAAGCCGGAAGCCAGGCAUGGUGUGGAGCAAAGAGUUUCUCUAUAUGCAGAUGGCCUACUACUUUAUGUUUCAGAUUUCUCUGUUUCUAUUUCUGCAGUUCCCUCUAUUUUGGGCACAUUUGGUACUAUUUCAGGCUACAAAUUAAAUUUGAAUACAAGUGACUUAUUUCCCCUAAAUAAGCUAGCUCAAAGAGCUCAUAACUUUCCUUUUAGAAUUGCUUCUCAUGGUUUUACGUAUCUAGGGAUUCCGGUAACUGACUGGUUCAGAGACUUUUAUAACGCUAAUUUUCUUCCCCUGUUGAGUUGUAUUCAGGAGGAUUUUGAUCGCUGGUCAGUACUUAACUCGUCUUCUGCUACCCGGAUCAACUGUGUCAAGAUGAACACUCAAAGUUUUUCUAUGUAUUUCAAUGCCUAACUAUCUUCUUAUCUAUGCUCAUAAAAUAUUCCCUCAGUUCCCUAAUGCACCCAUGGAGUUGCCCUUAGAUACAUUUUUUAGGCCUACGCCCUCUCUAAAAGGAAUGAUGACAUACCUCUAUUCUCACAUCUACUCUCUCCGUCUCACCUCUUUGGGGUUAAUAAAGGAGCUUUGGGAAACAGAGUUAGGAGAAGAAAUUCCUGGGGAUAUAUGGGAGGUAGCUCUUAAGAGGGUUCAUAAAUCCUCAAUUUGUGCAAGGCAUAGUCUGGUCCAGUGUAAGAUUCUCCAUCGUGCUCAUUUGACUAAAGUCAGACUUUCUGAAACUUAUAAAGAUGUGGACCCAGCUUGUGACAGAUGUACGUAUGUCACUAGACACCAGCAAAUCAUAUCCACAUGUUCUGGUCUAGUCCAGCUCUACAGUCUUUCUGGAAAGACAUUUUUAGAUCAUUAUCCCAGAUCACAAAUAAAACAAUAGAGCCCAAUCUUUUGACAGCCAUCUUUGGAGCACCUCCACCAUCUGUCCCAUCGUCCUUACAGUGUCUACUUAUAUUUAUUUUGUUACCUUGCUUGCACGGCGUCUAUUUUUAUUUAGAUGGAAGUCUUCAAAUUUUCCGUCCCACACAAUGUGGAUUAAAGAAGUAAUUCAGUUUCUAAAACUGGAAAAAAGAUUUACACUGAAGGGUUCCCUUUAGGAAUUUCACAAAACAUGGGGCCCUUUUUUGUUUAUAUUGAUGGGCUGAUCACUCCAUUUGUUGCAGAGUAAUCUAUUUUUUAGCUACGAAAGGAGGACAAUCGUGCUCUCACCAUUUUUGUAAAAAUGACCUUUUUUCUUUUUUUCCUUUUUUUUUUCUUUUCCUUUGUCUUGCUUUGUUUUAAAGUAGCCCUAUGCAGCUUUUGUUGUGGCUCUGUAUUAUUCUGUGUACAUAUCUGUCUGAUGUAGGGGUUUACUAUUAUGUAGUGAUGUUACCAGAAGAGCCGAGUCGUCAAAGCGCGUAUCGAGUAAUGUAGGCGGGGUUACCAUGAAGCAUGGGCCGAUGCUUGCUUCAUCUGGGGGAGGAGCCACAAUGAUGACGUCUGAAGCUUCACUGCCGGGUUCUAUCACAUGAUUGGUUAAGGAAGUGGUUCAAAUCUGUAACGGCUUUAUAAACCCGCCGGGUCCCGAUCAAAAUGUGGGUUUUUGGAGGAGAGUUGCGAUUAGUUGAGGAUUUGGAUAGAGGUAGGAUAGCGUUGAUUCAAUAUAUUUUGCAGAUAGAGUAGGUGUUCAGGGAAAGAUAGAUUUAUUUAGGAAAGUGAGGAUAUUUAUUGGAUAGGAUGGAGCCAGCAAGGAAGAGGAGGAUCUCCCCUGUAUGGGAACACUUUGAUCUGAUAUCUCCUAAAAAGGUGAGAUGUUUAGUGUGUGCCAAGGAAUUGGGAUACAAUAACAACACCUCAUCCAUGUUAAGGCAUUACCGUGCCUUUCAUGAGAAUGAGGACGAAGUAGGAGCUUCAUCUUCCCAUGCCACCAGAAAACAGGAACUUGAUGAAGCCCUUGUUUCUAUGAUUGUGAAGGACACACAACCCUUCACUAUUGUGGAAGAUAUUGGAUUCAGGGGGUUUGUGUCCAAACUGGAUCCCAAUUAUGUUCUCCCUACAAGGCAGGCUUUGAAGGCCAUGGUGGAGGUCAAAUAUGAGGCAGAAAAGGAGAAGACAAAGGCUAAAAUUCAAAAGGCAGCUGCUGUUAGCCUUACUUCAGAUAUGUGGACAUCCAUGAAUUUGGAUGCCUACCUGGCUAUAACUUGCCAUUUUGUUGGUGAGAAGUCUAAGCUCUGCUCAGUGUUGUUGGGAGUGCAAGAAUUCCCCCAGUCACACACCGCUGAAAAUAUUGCUCACGAGAAAGCCUCAUUGAUGGCGGAAUGGGGAAUCACCAAUAAAGUGACAUGUUUUGUCACAGAUGGUGCUCCCAACAUGGUUGCGUGUGUGAGAGAGCUAAAGCUUCGGCAUCACAUUUGCAUUGCCCAUACUCUUAAUCUGGUGGUUAAGAAGACACUGGAGCAGAACCCAAUCCUCUCUGGCAUCCGGGCCAAAGCAAGGAAGCUGGUUGGCUUCUUUAGAAGCAGCACUACUGCCAAGGAGAAGUUUACACAAGUGCAGCUUCAUAUGGGCAUGCCUGUAAGAAAACUCUUGCAGGAAGUGGAGACCAGAUGGAACAGCACAUAUCUGAUGCUCCAACGUCUGGUUGAUCUCAGAGAGCCUGUUGGAGCAGCUUUAGCAGGACUACAACAUGACAUUCCCAUGAUCACCUCAGAAGAAUUUAAAAUUGUCGAAGGUUGUAUGUCUUUGCUGUCCCCCUUUUAUGAGGCCACUGUAGAGCUGUCGGCAGAGGAAAACGUAUCUGCUUCUAAAGUCAUACCUCUUCUGAAAAUGCUGGAACAAAAUCUCCAGGAGGAAAUGACAAAACCAGGUCCUCCUGCAGCAUUGGAAAUGGGAGAAGUGCUCAUCAGGCAGUUACGGGAGAAGCUGUACACAUUACAGUCAAUGAGUAUAAUGUCACUUGCCACACUCCUGGAUCCCCGGUUCAAAAUUAUUGGAUUCUUCAGUCAAACAAAAGCCACUGAAGCUGUGAAGCGACUGACUGCAGAAUGCUCAACAAUUAUAAGGUCACAGCAAACCCGAGAGGACAUCCCCCAGGCAUCUACCUCUAAUGAAGUCACUGGAGGUAGCAAACUUUGGCAUCGUUUAGACGUCAGCGUCAUGGAGGCAAGAACGUCACAAAAUGCAACUGCGGAUGCUACUGUGGAGGUGCAGCGAUAUUUGUCCGAACCAAACAUUGGAAGACUUGAAAACCCUCUGGAGUACUGGGAGAGACAACAACUCAUCUACCCAACCCUGUACAAACUUGCAAUUGCCUUUCUGUCCACACCCGCAUCUUCUGUUCCCUGUGAAAGAGUCUUUUCUAAAGCAGGAGAAGUUGUGUCUAAAAGAAGAAAUCGCUUGAAACCAAAAACUGUCGAGAAACUCUUGUUUCUAAAUAAAAUUGAAUAACCCUCCCCAUCUUGAACAUCAUAUUUCCAGUUACAUAAGCACUGUAUGGCCUUUAUACAAGUUCCACAAGCACUCAAAUAUGUUGACAAAACAGAUUAAGAAUAUAGUAUACCUUAUUUGUGAUUAUUUUGUAAAGACAUUUUUCAGUCAUACAUGUUUUGCUAUUCAUAAUAAUUCCCAUAGUGUUAAUUGUAUUGUAACAAGUGAUUCUGGUGAAGAAGCCUGUAAUUCCAAGCUUGGCCAGUAGAUGGUAUCGUGGACACAUGAAGCUUCAAGAAAUGAACCCUUUCUCAAACCAAUGGCUGAAGUGGUUCAGUGUCCCACAAUGCUUCAUCUCACCAUCACUACUAUUAUGUAUAAUUUCUUUUUUAGUAUUCGCACCUGUUUGAAAAUACAAAAAUCAAACAAAUUGUGUCUGACAUCACCGUGAAAAGGGUCUAUUGUGUGUGUUCUUACAAAUCUGUGUGUUGUUGUUGUGAGUUUUAGUGUUUGCUGAGGUUGUUGUUGGCCUUUUUUCAGAGCAUUGUACACAUCAUUCAGAUCCAUUAAGUCUCUAAACUAGAACCUAUUACUGUGAACUUCAGCAGAAUUUUGGCCUGCAGACAUCAUUUUGGUGGAGACUCCAUGCUUGAUGCACUGCGCAGCUGCACGGCUUCACUCAUUGUUAACUGAGCCGCUACGAAGCACCGCUAAGAAGAAUAUGUCUCACAACAACCAAAACUGCAAAGCUGAAUAUUUAAUACAAGCUUGUUCUUGCAAGAUCGUGUUGUUUUGGUGUGGUGUUGAGCUGCUCAGAGAGGCUCAGUGUGCUGGUUGGCAGCACAGCACACUUAGGUUUAGGUGGAAAACAAAAAUAAUCCUGCUUUUUCCCCAAAUGCAAUUCGCAUUGCAGAGGCAGUAAUAACUAUUAUUAUAAUUUAAAUAGAGCUGUCAAGCGAUUACAUUUUUUAAUCGCAAUUAAUCGCAUUGUCCACAGUUAACUUGCGAUUAAUCGAAAAAUUAAAA